CUACGGUAUGUAAACAGCGCUGAGAGAGGUCGAACGGAGGCUCAGAGGUACAAUGGCGUGCAUGCGCGCGUGCGUGUCACUGCAUAAGUGGGUGUUUUGGGCCGAAAAGAUAGUGGCAACGAUGGUGGGGGUCCCGCUGCAAUACGCAAGGCUUUGGGAAAGCCCGUACAAUCAAGCCAUACGCACACUAGAAUCUCUAGAGUAAGGAGCGAGCGCGGCCGGAGCGCAGAGCGUGCCUUAGCGAUUUGCACCCGCUAUAAAGUUGGUGCUCAUCGUCAGUUGUGUAGCUUUCAGUAGUCAAACAAAUACCUACCUCAAUCAACCACGAACUAAACUACCUCAUGUUGCCUACCUCGAUAUUGGUCAACUCCCUCGUCAUAAGCCAAAACUCUAAGCACACGUCGCUUUGUUGUGUUUCUCGGUCGAGCCAAAAAAUGACCUACAACAAUCCACACCUCUCGAAAGGAACACCAACUACAGACACGGGUAAACAUUGGGAGCGGGUACCGAAAAUGGUGAGCUUCUACCCGGCGGAGGGGCUGUCAAAUCGGGAGGCUCCACCGAUGCCGAUUGCGAGUCGAGUGACAGAUAUAGUGACGAUGAACUCUGUGAAAAAUCUGGUGUGCAGUCCGGACGUUACGGUGUUUACAGGACCGCCAGGAGAGUCUCUAGAGUCCAUAACGGAGGACAAACUGUACCAGUGUUUAAUGUGCCACAAGACGUUCAGCCAAAAGAACGUUUAUCAAAGUCACGUAAGGUCGCACAGCAAGGAGGGCGAGGAUCCGUACCGGUGCAACAUAUGCAGCAAGACAUUCGCCGUCCCAGCGCGCCUGACACGCCAUUUCCGGACACACACGGGUGAGAAACCGUACCAGUGCGAAUACUGCAACAAGUCGUUCUCGGUGAAGGAAAACCUCAGCGUCCAUCGGCGGAUCCACACCAAGGAAAGGCCCUACAAAUGCGAUGUCUGCGAACGGGCCUUCGAACACAGCGGGAAGCUCCACCGCCACAUGCGGAUACAUACAGGCGAACGGCCCCACAAGUGCUCGGAAUGCGCGAAGACGUUCAUCCAGAGCGGGCAGCUGGUGAUUCACAUGCGUACCCACACGGGAGAAAAACCGUACGUCUGUAAGGAGUGCGGUAAGGGUUUCACCUGCUCUAAACAGCUGAAGGUGCACACGCGGACGCACACCGGCGAGAAGCCGUACACCUGCGACAUAUGCGGAAAGUCGUUCGGCUACAACCAUGUGCUGAAGCUGCACCAGGUUGCGCACUACGGCGAGAAGGUAUACAAGUGCACGCUGUGCCACGAGACCUUCAACUCGAAGAAGACGAUGGAGCUACACAUAAAGACGCACUCCGAUUCUCCGGGUUCGAGCUCCCCGCGGAACGCGUCACCCGUCGAGCCGGUCAUCGAGAUUUCGCAGCUGGGCUCGAAUGGCGGGGUCGGCAGCGACAAGGAGAAUAAGACUGACCCUGCGGUGCAGGCAACCGGCUACUCGCAGUCCCGCGACUUCGCCUACUACCUCUACCCCCGCGACCAAUAUAGCGGUCACGCACCGAGCCCCACUGGUGUAAAUCCGGCGCUUCUUGCCGCUGCGGCUGCGGCCGCGGCCGAGGAGCGCACCUUCCAGCCCUCGCCCGAGACUUACUACCUCUACCCACCACCCGCUGCCGCUUUUUCAACUUACGGUCUGCCCGAUCCCGCCGCUGAGUGCGCGCUGCUAGAUCUCCCCGGCAACGCUGCACGCCUUCGCGUCGAGGCUGCCCUCGAAGUCGUUGAAGAACAGCGGCAGCGGGAGUGCGGCCUCCAGCGGCAGCCCAUCCUCACCCCUCCGAGCAGCAACCCCGUCAGCCCGGCCCCAUCGCCUGAUCCGCUCGAUCUCGCCGUUCCAGUCAGGGAGACGCUUAUUCUUCCACCCCGGAAACGAAGCAAGAUGAUACUAGAGUCUAUGGAGAGCGAGAGGACUGGCAUCGCCUUGCAGAGGCAAAGCUCUGUCAUUCAGUACGCCAGGGCGUCGUAGUUCGUUCUUCGAAGGGGAGACUUCGUCUAAUCGCUAACAGACUUUUCAAAGUGGCCUGUGUGUUUGUCGUUGUAGCGUAAUAUGAACGAUUUUUCAAGACUUAUGGUCAUCGGGUACCGUCACGAUUUAAUCCUUCUUGCAACGCGGGGGAGAACUAGAUUGCAUUGAAAUCGUUAUAACGCGCCUCUGAUCGCAAUCUGUCGAAACAAAUGAUUUUUCACUAUGACUGAACGUUAUGUAUAAUGUUUAACAUAAGUGAUUAAAAUUUUCCUAUUAUUGACAUAGUGUCAUCGUCAGUCGCAGAUUAAACAUUAAAUAUUUGUAUAAAGCAGAGAAACUUGUAAUAAUUAGUUCU
Molecule: messenger RNA, 2379 nt
Organism: Diprion similis
Lineage: Eukaryota; Metazoa; Arthropoda; Insecta; Hymenoptera; Diprionidae
Gene: Kr-h1
Product: Krueppel homolog 1-like
Exons: 2
Coding region: 342-2024 (560 amino acids)
Biological process (GO): regulation of transcription by RNA polymerase II
Molecular function (GO): RNA polymerase II cis-regulatory region sequence-specific DNA binding; DNA-binding transcription factor activity, RNA polymerase II-specific
Source: RefSeq, a predicted model, not a curated record